Molecule: messenger RNA, 1341 nt
Organism: Prorocentrum cordatum
Lineage: Eukaryota; Dinophyceae; Prorocentrales; Prorocentraceae
Source: the annotation of a GenBank genome assembly
AUGGGCGAGCCUGCAACCAAGAAGGCCAAGACCGAGCGUACUUUCCUGUUCUCGUCGGAGUCCGUGAACGAGGGCCACCCGGACAAGCUCUGCGAUCAGGUCUCCGAUGCCGUGCUGGACUGCUGCCUUGCGGGCGAUCCCAAGAGCAAGGUCGCCUGCGAGACCGCCACCAAGGACAACAUGGUCAUGGUCGCGGGCGAGAUCACCACCCAGACAGCGAUCGACUACGAGAAGGUCGUCCGCGGGGUGGUAAAGAAAAUCGGCUUCGACACCUAUGUGGAUGACCUGUCCAGCGUGGACAGCAAGGGUCUCAGCGACACCACGUGCGAGGUCCUGGUGCGCAUCAACAAGCAGAGCCCCGACAUCGCUGGCGGCGUGCACGUCGGCAAGGACGAUAUGGACGUCGGCGCAGGCGACCAGGGCAUCAUGUUUGGCUACGCCACCGACGAGACCGAGGACUGCAUGCCGCUCACCCACUCGGUCGCGACCAAGCUCGGAAAGAAGCUGACGGACGUGCGCAAGGACGGCUCGCUCUGGUGGCUGCGCCCGGAUGGCAAGACGCAGGUCACCAUCGAGUACGUGCAGAAGGCGACGCCCCAGAAGUUCCACACGAUCGUGAUUUCUACCCAGCACGCUGAGCCCUUGAAGGCCACACGCACGAAGGAGUGCGCUAUGAACAAGGAGAUCGUCGAGAAAGUGAUCAAGAGCACCCUCGCAGAGAUCAAGCUCAAGAGUGGCAAGCCUGCGCUCACCCUUUUCGGAGACCACACCCACCUGCACAUCAACCCGUCGGGCAAGUUCAUCAUCGGGGGUCCCCAGGGCGAUGCGGGCCUCACCGGCCGCAAGAUCAUCAUCGACACCUACGGGGGCUGGGGCGCCCACGGUGGCGGCGCCUUCUCUGGCAAGGACCCGACCAAGGUGGACCGCUCGGCGGCGUACAUCUGCCGGCAGAUGGCCAAGUCCGUGGUGAAGAGCGGCCUGUGCAAGCGCGCACUGGUGCAGCUGUCCUACGCCAUCGGCGUCGCGAAGCCGCUGUCGCUGUUCCUCGAGACUUACGGCACCGAGCAGGGCAAGCUGUCGGCCGAGGACAUCACCAACGUGCUCAAGAUUGAGUUCGACUGCCGUCCUGGCGCCAUCGCGGUGACGCUGGCCCUUCGCGAGCCCAAGUACCAGGAGACGGCGGCCUACUGCCACUUCGGUCGCGAGGCGUACACCAAGGAUGGCAAGAAGUAUUUCGAGUGGGAGAACGCCAAGGACGUCAAGAAGUACGCCUCGAUGGAUUCGGCGCAGGUGUCUGCGGCACUGAAGGCGAGCAACUACUUGACUAAGUGGGUGGACUGA